Messenger RNA from Macrosiphum euphorbiae (potato aphid), 678 nucleotides. NCBI's taxonomy places the organism in Eukaryota, Metazoa, Arthropoda, Insecta, Hemiptera, Aphididae. The record is from the annotation of a GenBank genome assembly.
AUGUAUUCAAUUGGGGUGUCAAGAGUUAAAUCAGAAGAAAAGAUAUUGCUUGGCGUAGAGGCGUCGAGGCGCCAGUUCUUAGAUGCCAUUAGGGCAUCUUACGAAAUGAUAGAAAUAUGGCUCAGUCAUCUCAUGAGUGACUGUAAUAGUUUGAAGAUUGUUUUUUUGGUAUGGGCUAAAAUUUUUAUCGUAAGAGACCACUAUGUAGAAGUAGUUAGAGAACCUAACGCAGAGAUCCAAUCGAAUGAUCUGGAUUUGUUUAUACAAGAUAUUAAUUUCAGUGAUUCGGAGUCUUCGAGCUGCGAAUCUGAAAUAUCGUCGGCCGAAAAUGAACACACAUCUGAUAUAUAUUUUGAUGAUGGUGAAUUUAAUGAAUAUUCAUCAAUUAACCGGUAUAAUAUGAAUGAUCAUAUAACAAAUAAGUCACACAACCAAAAAAUAAUGCGUCGGCAGUGGCUGAAACGACAUGAGCAGCGGUUGAAACGGCGGCAGCAACUACGAGAUCGUUUUAAGAUUAGUCGACUUGAAUCGGGCUCUUCGGCCGGGCCAGACGACGUGUGUGUGUCAAACCGAAACCAACCCUCGCCACGCAUCGAUGCUAUUACCACUAUGCACUGGACGAUGAAGAAUCUUGUAUUAAUGAUGAGCUACCCUGCUAACGCAAUAGUAGACGGAUAG